AUGCCCACCGCUAGAGAGUCCGCAGGUCCUCCCAUCAGCCUAGAUUACCUCGCCAACCCAGAUCCCACCGCUUUCGUGCCGGAUGCCGACGCUUUCUCAGCAUCUCUGGAAGCCAAUAUGCCAAUGACCCAGUGCUCGGCAUUCCAGCUUGAUGGUGCUUUUGCUCCCUUGCUGAAUAAUAUGCCCGGGGACGGCUUUGUCGAUGGUCUCUGGCCGUCUGACCACUUUCCAACCGAAGCGUCCCCAGCCCAAACAGAGAAGUCGUUGACUAGGAGGGACUACUCCAAGAUGGCUCAUGAAUGCGAUGACUUUGCCGCCUGGCAGCUUGCAGACCCAUCGACCAAAGUCGGGUUCACCCUCAUAGCACUCAAGAACUUCCAUGUGGCCUUCGCCCGGCAUAACUGCACCUCGUACCUUCACCGAUGCCUCUACAAGGAUGACAUGCCUCGCUGGGUGCUACACGCUUUUUCGACAUGCCUUCUAUAUACGCACCAGACUGAGUCAAACCGUGGACCUGUCCUCCGAUCUAUCCGCAUGUUCGACGGAGACAUAGCCCUGGGACAGCAGGCCGAUAACGACAUGCCACUGUUAGAAUCUUGGACCAGGGACCUUUGCCGAGCCCGAGACAAUAUAACGGGACUUCCCAGCUCAGCCGAAAGAGAUAUCCGCGCUGAGCCACCCGAGUGUUGGGAGCGGUGGGUGUUUGCUGAAAGUCUGAGGAGGACCUGUAUGAUGUCUUUCUCCUUGCAGUCUUUCUGGGGACUUAUAAAAGGCCGCAUAAUCGCCCCCGAGUCCGACAAGUGGGCUUAUGUCCCUCGAUGGACACUAUCAAGUCACCUGUGGAAUGCCACCAACUCAUUUGAUUUUUUCCGUGCCUGGAAGGAAAAGCCCCUAUGGCUCGUCUCUGCGUUCGAAUUUGAGGAGUUCCUGGAAACCGGUGUUGGAGACGACCUGGAUGACUUCCCCCUUUUCUUCCUGACACUUUACUUUGGUGUGAACGAGAUGAAAACCUUCUGCUAUGAGACAAGCGGUCGUCUCUUAACGUAA
Messenger RNA from Anthostomella pinea, 1047 nucleotides. The record is from the annotation of a GenBank genome assembly. Lineage: Eukaryota; Fungi; Ascomycota; Sordariomycetes; Xylariales; Xylariaceae.